UCAGAAAAAAGGGGAAGAUUUGGAGGUUUUCAACGAUUUUAUAUUUCGAUUUCCAUCAAAAAAAAUUGACGCCAAUGAUUGGUUCGGAUUGAACGGGGUGGGGGGAGGAAGAGGGGUGAUGUGGAAUAAAAACUAUUUUUUUACGGGUGAAUGCGGUAAGCUAGAAACGUAUUGUAUGUUUGCUAAUGACCCCCCCCCCCCACUUCCGUUCCAUACCUCUUUCAUCAUCUGCUAAUAAACUGUUGUUAUUUUGUAUAUGUGUAGAGAGUCGGUUGACAUUAGAAGAUUAAGGGGCAGGUCACAGUAUCCUCGUAUAUGUAAUGAAAAUAAAAUUAAACAUUAUUAGUCACAAAAUUAUAUCAUGAAUGCAACAAUAAUGAAGGUAUUGUUUUUAAUGUUAGUAAUAGGGGUACAGAAUAACCUCGUAGGUCAGCCAAACGAAUCGCCUAUUGUUUGCAUUAUUGAAAGACAAAUAUCAAAGUCGAAAUAAAAUUGAUAAAAAUAAAUUGAAUGAACUUCUCCUCUUCUCUUUUCCAAAAAGUUAUCAAGUGGUACAGUUGGUUGUUAUUCAGUUUUUCCUUUUUUUGUCGUCAUGAUUGCGAUAAUUAUUUUACAUGUGGUUUUUGGUAUGAGUCUAUCUCAGGACACCCCGUCCUGUAACUGUAAAGACGAUUUUGGAAUGGCUUUCUGUUAUAAUGUACGAGCUUGUCCGGAGUUUGUGACCAUUGCCCAGGUUGAGUGCGCAAUUAAAGAAAUCAUUGUUAAAACGAACACAUCGCUGGACCAAGUACUGAUCCACGGACAAUGUACCAACAUAUCGGCGUACAAGCGAUUUUGCAUGCAAGCAAUUAAAGAAAUAAAGAUGCAGGCCACCAGCGAAAGUUUCCUCUGUGCAGAAAUGACGACAUUAUCCUCGACCAUGCCGAGAUUCAGUGAGAAACAUGUAACACACGAGAGGAAGUCGUCAAGCUCACACCAGAACUUUACGACGACUGACGCGACCACACAAACUUCUGUUAUCAGUAGCACGCUUAAUAAUAGUAUCGCGCUUAUUAAUAAUAGUAGCAUGCACAAUAAUGACACGUCUGCAUUUAAUAGUACACCCAUCCCGCAUGACUAUACUAAAUCUCUGACGUCACCUGUAACCACUAUUACAUUGCAUGAAAGUACACCUCGAGCGCAUUCAGUAGAACAGACCACCCCAUUUACCAAAUCCAACAACACUAUGCCUCACACGACCCGCUUUAAUACAAAUGUCACUCUAUCCUCUGUAAAUACUGACGGACUCGACGACUACCGACUUGUACGCUGAAAUGAGCACCAUCAGUUUGAAAAACAUUGAGGCUCGCGGUACGAAAUACGACAAACUGUAUUACAUAUAAUUCUUUAUACCCAUUUUAUUCAUAGCAUGUUUUUUUGUAUUUCGUAAUUAUAUUAUGAAAAUAAGUCCUAAUCGUUGAUCAAAUCACCUAUCUUUAGACACAAUAGACAGUCAAUUUGAAAAAAAUUUGAAUGAAUCAAAAUUGAAUGUGAUGAUGAUGAUGGGGAUGAGAUGGUGUUUCAACAAUAAAUCUAAUAAAUUAUUUUUUUUAAAGUAUUAGUGCAUGUUGUUUUAUAGUUGUUUGUUUGUUGAUUUGUUUGUUUUUUGUUUGCAUGAACUGCGCACGGAAUAAGACAAUGAACGAAGCUUUCGACAUGGCCCUUUCGGGCUUGAUUGUUAUAGGGGGGCUAGUUCUUGUUGCGGUGUUGCGGUAUCUCCUCAGGAGAUACCGCAACUUCAUCGUCGUCCGUGAACGUCGACAGGCGGGUGCAGCGUCACUUUCCAACCCCCAACUGAUGCCAGGUCGAGCCGCGGAGCAGCGCCGGGAGGCCAACAAGCAACUGUUCAGGACAGCGGAGCCGGCCGAGGACAUCCCACCAAUUCCCAUGGAGGAACUGGUGAGGAGGAUCAAGAAAGAGCCAGUGACCCCAGCCCGCGCCCAGUCCAUGCCAGUGCUCACCCCGACCAAGAAGUUCGCCACGCAGGGGGAUUUGCUACUGGUGUAGAAAUUCUAUAAUUAAUUAC
Messenger RNA from Magallana angulata, 2065 nucleotides. RefSeq lists its product as uncharacterized. The coding region runs from base 1654 to 2046 and encodes 130 amino acids. The transcript is spliced from 4 exons. NCBI's taxonomy places the organism in Eukaryota, Metazoa, Mollusca, Bivalvia, Ostreida, Ostreidae. The record is from RefSeq and is a predicted model, not a curated record.